AUUCUUGCUCUCUAUUAUGUUAAAGCUAGCAUAAUUGAAAUCGAUGUGUUUGUUUAAUUCUUAUUCCUAAUACCUUGCAGUUUUCCUUCAUCAGUUGCUUUCCUAUUUUCCACGCUGGCAUAAAGAACAGCGAGUAUCGUCAAGUCUGUCUGACAUUCGUGUUCACCUCGCCUUUGAACCCUUGGGUCUUGCAUGCCAGUCUUUUACCGCCACCACGGGAAAUACUGCACGACCAAACGUAUUGGUCAACCUGUCAAAAAAAGAAAAAAAAAAAAUCCUCCUCACACUAUCUUCUUCUUCUUCCACAGAAUUCCAGAUCCGGUGGACGGCUGCCAGCAAACCCCCCUAGAAUAGUGGUGGACCGCUGGUGGAAGUAGUAGCAGCAGCGGCAAGAGUUGGUGGUGGUAGAGGGGGUGUUCUCCCAGAAACCAGUCACUCACUUCUCAGCUGAGCUCACUCAGUCAGAUCUCAGUUGCCGCCGGACGGUCGUCGAGGAAAGGUUGCGUGGAUGCUGCGUCUGUUGCAGCUUCACAUCGCCCAACGCCGUCCUGACUCUUCUCGCCUGGUAAAGCCAAGGUCAAAGAUCACCAGAGUCGGCGGUCAACGCCAGGGCGACUAACCGUUUCGGACAAAGGUUAACUGGAGAAGACUCCAGGGAACAAAGGUUUUGCAUUUUCGAACCUUUAAGGGAUUUUAUUUCGGCGAAAAAGAAUUAUUUAUUGUGGCCCGACUCGACAGUGGAGAAUUACAUUAUUGUUGGUUACGUUAUUAUUUAUGGAAAUGAUUAGAAGUUUAUGAAAAUUCGCAUCGAAAAUGAUUGUGAUCAGUUUCGCGUCUAUAGUGAGUAUGUAAAAAAAAAAAAAAAAUUCUCAACAGAAAACUUCCCUCUACAGAAUUUGACUUCCAGGCUUAAGUUCAGAUUUCAAAGCAACAGAAAUUUGCUGCUGAACGUUUCUUCAGUAAAAAGAAAGUGGCGAUUGAAAGCUCCGACCUUGAAAAGCCCAAAAGUGACAGAAGCAAAAAGUGACGAAAGGAUUUAACAGAAAAAAAUUUAUUCAUUCUAUUUGUGGGGAAUAACGAAGUGGGUUCCCGAGGAUUAGAAAGCAACCGGGAUACAAAGCAGACGAGAAAAUCCGAAAUUCAUGCAAGCGUAUUAACCCGGAGUGCCAGGAUCUAACUUCAGAAGUCACGCUUUAUCUAUCGGAGUUGGCAACACGCCCACCUCCGCCCACACUCCUUUGCGCCCACGUCAGCCAUGACCUGUUCUUGAGGUCGGUCAGGACGUUGUUAAGUGUUUGAUAGCAAAGAGAGAGAGAGAGAGAGAGAAGUGAAUUUUGAUUGUCUAAUAGCUUUUGAAUACUUGUAAGACUGGUUUUAUUUAUUAAUUUUCUCCAAGAAAAAAAAAAAGCUGAAAAUCAAAGUCCCAUUUAUAAAGUGAACUGAAUCGUAAAGUUUAUGAAAAUAACUUGAAGGAAGCGAUAAAAAGAAAAUCUAUAUAAAACACAGAGAUAACUAAUUCUUUUGGAAGUUCAGGAAAAAUAACAAAUCGGAGAGAAACCUGUUAUUCACUCUGUAUCUGAAAUGCCGGGAAGAUGUGCUUGUUAGCCUUACCUGAUCCGACCAAGACAUCGAAGCCAGCGAGGAAAAAUAGCAAGACAAGAACCCUGUGAGACGUCCCUUUCUUAGCCCCAUCAAGAGCUAUUAAGAUGUCGUCCAGCGCACAUUCGUCCAUAUCCUCUGGGAGCAGGGGCAUUCCCCCUGCCCUGCCCCCACCCAAUGGGCCUAAUCUAGUCCCUCUGAACAUGGUUCUCACGCCGAAAAAUCUCCUGAAAAAGUACAAGCUGCCCACAGCGGCCCAUCUUCUCACGCCCACGGCACCCCCGGGCCUGGAUCUCUCGCGCCCACUUCUCCUCUACAAUACUUAUAAUUCCAUUAAGGUUCGUGGUGUAUCUCUGAAGCCAGGCAGAGAUGGAAGCCUAACUCCUGUGGGACCCACCAUUGUAAUCCCAGAUUCUUACUCAGGUUGGUUUUCCAUUGUUGGCAACGACGGGCAGAUGGCUUCGUUUUACUCUACUGUGGAACAGGUAGCUAAUGGCCACGUGACCUUUUUCCUGACGCGGUAUGAUGUUCCUGCUUACACCAAUACAGAAGAUAGUGAUGGGCGUAUCCACUACCAAAAGACAAUUGUGCAGAGUGGCCAUGUCCUAAAGUUUAUGGGAGUCUAUGAAGACCUGAAUGUACAAAGAUCUAACAGCAGAAGGCCUCAAGAUGCCUCCUCUGUUUUUAACUGCGACAAAUAUGCUCAGUGUCUCAACUACAGAAAUGAGGUGGUGUUCUUGCCGUUCUCGGCAUCAGGUCGUUUCUAUACAACGGCUCACAAGAACAGCAAGAACUCAAACCACGUGUACCUGAUGGCGCAUAUCCUCAAGAACCACAAGUUACCCAUCACAGUUAGGCUUGUUUGUGGUUACAUGCCAAGGGUGCCUUGCAGUUUCACUGGCCUGCUGCGCUUAGAAAAGCAGCAGAAAGAAGCUGUGAUUUUGGCUUGCACGAUGACCAACGAGGCUGAUGCAACAUUGUUCGAGAUAGACGUAUCUUCCAAUUUUGUCCUGAAACCUGUAAAAGAUCCAAUGUUCCCCAAGACACCCAUCUUCCUGAAGACUGUUUCAUACUGUGAGGACGAAGCAGAUGCCUGGCGGAGACAGAUAAAGGUAACGCAUCAUGUGACUGAAAAGAGGUCAAGGUCAUUGACCCGUUCAUUGAGCGACAAAUUUGUAGAGCCCCUGGCCAAUGUUCGUCCUCUGAGCCUCUCAUUCUUGGCUGAUCCUGACAAGAAGAAGAAUCGUGAGAGAGAGAAGUCUCAAGAUGGCAAGCCACCACCUGUCUUCAAAGAUAAGAGUAAAGACAAGACGAGGGACCACAAAUUCAGGGAGUUCAGAAGCCGGGAUAAACAAACUGAGAAGACGAAAUUCAAGUAUCAUGACAGAAGCGGAAGCUUCAGUGGUUUCCCUUUGAAAGACCAGAUCCUUGCAAAGAAGAACUCUGAUGGCAGGAAAGUGUCCAAACAGAACACUUACGUUCUCCAGAAUGGAAAGAGCUCCAAACACCAAGAGAAAAAGGGGGAAAGUGAGGGUAGUCUUAUUUCUAAUAGGUCAGUAGAAAACAUGGACUAUUCACGUGUAAUAGAUGAUAUUAGUCCUAUUCCUGAAAGCAGUGAUGAAGGUGAAAAUCCUUAUGCAGAAAUAUGUGAUUAUGGACUAAGGAGUCCAUGUAUGAGUGACAGAGGACCCAUAAGCUUACCAAAUUUGAGUCUUUUCAAUGAGAGAGACGAAGUUUCAAGUAAUAUUAGUAGAUGCAGCUCAAAGGACAAUGAUUCUAUCAAAAAGCGACUCUUGUGCAAGAGUAAAUCUUCCACUGAGAGUAUUAGAUCCAGAUUAAGUAUUUUAAAUAGAGGAAGUAGCUUAGAUAGAGAUCAUUUUAUGACUAAAGAAAUCUUAUCUGAAAGCAGGUCCUCCAGUGUUAAUGGUAUUGCAAAGAUCAACGUUGUACACAAAACAACUAAAGUUGACCAGGAUAACUACAUCACAAAAGAAAGCAAGAGUAGGACUAGGUCGCCGAGUGAGAAAAGUGGUUCGAAAAUAAGCAUCGUGAGCACUGAGACGAAUCUCAUCCAGCACAAUUUUGACAACCUGAAAGAGAACCUCUCUGAUUCUAAUGAUAAUGCUCUGGACAAGGACAAAGUAAACGAAGUCUACAUUAUCAGGGUCGUUGUCAAGGAUGAAGAAGAAGAUAGGAUGUCCACCCUCACCAAAAGCAGUUCAGGGGGUAUUUAUAUGAAAAUCAGAGGAUUUGAAGUUCCUAAGGAAGAGCUAAGUAAUGGUAUUACUAGCAGUGAGGUCAACAGUUACGAUUCUGUGUGUUAGAACUGUUUUUGAAGUUCCUAAGACUUAGCUCUUGCUGGAAGAGAUAGUUUGUUCUUGAUAACAGUAAGAAAGUUGUAUCCCCCUGAGAUGCAAAUCUGUUUGGUAUGGCUAAUACAUCAGGAUUUAAAUCAAAAUCUGAAGGCAUACAUUCAUCUUACUUUCUACAAAGAAGAAUGGUAACAAUGAGAAUUUUGAUAGCUCUUCAUAGGUUUUUCUCAUUAGUGUCCAGUCUCUGACAAAAGAAUAAAAAAAAAGUACUGAUGUACUGAUCACAUUGUUGGGGUUUGUGAUUUUUAACUUAUUGAUUCUCAUUACAUCAAAUACCUUCACUGGAAGGGGUUGUAGAAUGUAUUCUUUUGUUUCUUGAAAUUGUAACUCCUCGAGACCGUCAGUACUCCAAAAAGUAGCCAGCCACCCCACUUGUUCUAUUACUUUUUAUCAUUUAAAGACAAAAUUUCCCCCUGGUGCUCUGAAGAAGAAAGUGGAUGUAGGGAGAAAUUCGUUUCUCCAAAAGAACAAUGAUAGGAGUGUUGGAAGCUCUAGUCAUAUUUCCUAGGAUGUCGGUGUUCAAGUGAAGUUUGAAGCUUUUGUUCGAAGACCUGGAACUCAUUCAUAGAAAAGCAAAGAAAUGCUUACUUGGAAAAGUAGAAAGUUAGUGAAAUUGAUCACUGCAGCAUCGACAACCCUUUUUAAACAAAAAACCAUGUAAAAUAAACAGUUAAACCCUGUACAUUUUGUAAGCACUUUUUCUAUUUGAGCUUUUUAUACAUAUUGUACAUGCAUUACACAAUGAUAACCCUUUUUAUAUAAAUAUGUAUAUUCUG
This is a messenger RNA of Macrobrachium nipponense, 4747 nucleotides long. RefSeq lists its product as uncharacterized. The transcript has 7 exons. Lineage: Eukaryota; Metazoa; Arthropoda; Malacostraca; Decapoda; Palaemonidae. The record is from RefSeq and is a predicted model, not a curated record. The coding region runs from base 1707 to 3923 and encodes 738 amino acids.